Silurus meridionalis is the source of this 2807-nucleotide messenger RNA. RefSeq names its product RNA binding motif protein X-linked (gene rbmx). Gene Ontology annotation, biological process: positive regulation of mRNA splicing, via spliceosome. The record is from RefSeq and is a predicted model, not a curated record. Gene Ontology annotation, cellular component: spliceosomal complex. Gene Ontology annotation, molecular function: RNA binding. The transcript is spliced from 10 exons. NCBI's taxonomy places the organism in Eukaryota, Metazoa, Chordata, Actinopteri, Siluriformes, Siluridae. The coding region runs from base 167 to 1297 and encodes 376 amino acids.
UUGCGCAUGCGUCAACGCGUGCGCAUGCGAGUUGAGGCUUAGUGUGGCAACUUUUCACGACGUCAACUUCUCUCGUGACCCCGGGUGGGCCGUCUGAAUGAUUAGAGAGCGUGAGGUCCUGUUCUGAUUCUCCUGUUCAGCGUGGUCGACGUGUUCAGAGUUGACUAUGGCAGAGGCAGACAGACCUGGAAAGCUCUUCAUCGGUGGAUUGAAUACUGAGACUACAGAGAAAGCUCUUGAAAGCUAUUUCAGCAAAUUCGGCCGGAUAUCUGAAGUUCUGUUGAUGAAGGACCGCGAGACAAACAAGUCCAGAGGAUUCGCGUUUGUGACUUAUGAGAAUCCCGGUGAUGCGAAGGAUGCGGUGAGGGAAAUGAAUGGAAAGGCCCUGGAUGGCAAACCCAUCAAAGUAGAACAGGCCACAAAACCCCAGUUUGAGUCAGCUGGCCGUCGAGGUCCUUUGUCGAUGCAUCCACGAAGGGGUUCCCCUCGAGGGCCACGUGGAUCUAGAGGGGGUCCUGGGGGAAUGCGGGGACCACCAAGCAGAGAACCAUUUUUUAAAGGUAUGUCGUCCAGAGGGCCCCCCCAAAAAAGAGGACCACCAAUGCGCAAUGGAGGGCCACCACCAAAGAGACCAGCACCAUCUGGGCCAAUGGGCAGACCCCCAAUGUCUAGGGAUCGAGAUCCUUAUGGUCCCCCUCCUCCUCGUCGAGAUUCAGUUAUGUCAAGGAGGGAUGACUAUCCAUCACCACGUGAUGAUCACUACAGUGUCAAAGACAGCUAUUCUAGUCGAGACUACAUGAGCUCAAGGGACAGCCGGGACUAUGGCCCUCCACCACGUGAUUAUUCUUAUCGUGACUAUCCGUCCCAGUCCAGUUCCAGAGAUGAUUACAUACCAGUGUCUCGAAACUAUAGUGAUCGUGACAGUUAUGGGGGAAGUCGUGAACCUAGAGGCUAUAUGGAGAGAACAAGUGGAGGCUCCUACAGGGAAACCUAUGAUGGUUACGGUAACUCACGCAGUGCCCCACCCUCAAGGGGCCCCCCUCCAUCCUACGGUGGGAGUGGUGGAGGCAGUCGCUAUGACGACUAUGGCAGCAGUUCCAGGGAUGGCUAUGGCAGUCGCGACAGUUACGCCAGCGGUCGGAGUGAGUCGUACUCUGCUAGCCGUGCCGAGCGCCCGGCCAGGCAAGACCUCGAGAGAGGCUACCCUCCUCGCCAAUACAGCAGCUCAAGCCGAGGCGCACCUCGGGGUCGUGGAGCUAAUCGAGCAGAUAGAGGAAUUAACCGAAGUCGGUACUGAAAUGGACUCUGUGCUGGAUAAGGGUUAGGUCAUAUUGUGAGACAGCGGAGAGGCUACAUUUUUAACUUCUAGAUGAACAUUAAUUAAGCUUUGGUUUCAAUUUGUACACAUCCAUGUGAGUGUAACGAUUUGUUUCUCCCCCCCGCCCAUCUCACAGUAAAUAGUACUGUUGCCAAUUUAAGUGAUGAGUGUUUAGUUUUGUGCCCUAGUGAUGUUAAAACCGUGCAAUGCCCGAGUAUUGUUUUCAUUUAUCAAUAAAAGUUUUUAUAAAAACGUUCAUGCCCCACUCAUGUUCGAAGAGGACCCACGUAAAUGAUGAAAACUCGGUUCUUCGCCUCAUUCAUGGUGAGGGAAAGCUUAAGAUUAAUCCAUAUCAAAUUAUGUGGAGAAUCUUGUUGACAAUGUUCAGUCUAUUAAGAACGAGACCAUGACUUUGCCAAACUCUUUAUCAGUAUAAGUUUUCCUCAGUGCAAAUGGAUUCCUCUUCACAAAGCCUAAACAUUGACGGCUUGCAACGACCAAACCAAAGACAAGCAAUAUGCAGGAAACAAUCCAACACCAGAUUAAACCUGACAUCAGCUGGUAAGCAAAGCAAACCCUUUUGUCUCUGGUCUAAGUGAACUUGACUCAGUGGUAUGAGUGAUCUCAACUUCAGGUUAGUUAACACACCAUCUUUAUCCCUUCUGGCCUUACAGAUGAUAACCUGCAAUCUAACCCCGUACAAUUAUUCCAUGCUUGAUCCAAAACAAACAAAAAAAAAAAAAAAAAACAAACAAGACAAAAACCUGCCUGCAACCAAAGGAGUAUUUUUGUUUAAAAAAGAAAAAAAAAAGAGAAAAAAAAAAAUCAGUGGAUCAUUUGAAUUUAAAGGCCCAUAGACUCAGGAAUGAAUGACACAUGGAUUUCCAACUCUCCACCACAACAUUGCAAGUGACACAUGGCAUUUUAAGGAUAUUAAGAUGAAGCCUCCCACCUCUGGACUAUUUCUUCAAUGUAGUAUUAGUCCAUCUAAUUUCAAAUCAUAUCCAAACCAUUGUCAGUGGAACCCUAUUUUAGAUGUUGCCUUAGUAUUUAACAAAAGCCAAAACCGCUCACAAGCAUGCCCAUUCUAACAAAGAAGAAGCCUGGAAAAGCCACUUCUAAUAUUCAGCCUGGAAAAUAACUGGAAGCCAGUCAGUUUGGAUCCUGAUGCAAUAAAUUAUGUACAUUUUAAUAGAGAUAUAUUUAUGACUUGAGCAGUAUAUUAAUCAAAAUUUUUCUUGUUGCAGGAUGACCAUAACAAAAGAGCUUGAUCAACAGGACUAGAGCAUGAAGUUCUUCAGUGCUGAUCUGUGCUUGGUUGUAGCAGAAUAUGCAAAAUGUCUAGCAGUUUGCAGAUCCAGAUCGGAUGCGGCCCCGCUUAAGUGAGUUCUUGUGAUGGAACAGAGUCCACGUCUACAGAGGCACUUUUGAUGGGAUGUGUGUUGGGGGUUGCUUACCUUUUUAAAUAAAAGUUUGCACUACUUUUAAA